AUGCCGCAUAUCCGCUUCCCCUCGUCCGAUGGAGAUGGCAAGAAUGGCAAAGGUAAAGAUGCCGAUAUGGGUUUUGGCCCUAGACGUCUAAAGCGUGACGUGGAUUACUGGCUAAGCCCAGAUUGUGGGAAUGUGAAUAUGGUCAUCACGAUCAAAGCACGUCGAGAGAUCGCCGAGAUAAACAUCCAAACGUGGAAAAUGAUCAACGAGCGUCCGCACCGUGAACAUAGCGUCUUCACACGAAGCACAAAACAGGAACAAGAGCCAACCAUACCCGCGGAAAAGAACAUAGUCCUUUCGAAGCAACGACUUCAAUCGAUUGCCGAAGACAUCUGGGAGGACCAGGAGAUCUAG
Molecule: messenger RNA, 354 nt
Organism: Penicillium canescens
Lineage: Eukaryota; Fungi; Ascomycota; Eurotiomycetes; Eurotiales; Aspergillaceae
Exons: 3
Coding region: 1-354 (117 amino acids)
Source: RefSeq, a predicted model, not a curated record